Molecule: messenger RNA, 1643 nt
Organism: Micropterus dolomieu (smallmouth bass)
Lineage: Eukaryota; Metazoa; Chordata; Actinopteri; Centrarchiformes; Centrarchidae
Gene: cfap263
Product: coiled-coil domain containing 113
Exons: 9
Coding region: 172-1380 (402 amino acids)
Biological process (GO): cilium assembly
Cellular component (GO): ciliary basal body; axoneme
Source: RefSeq, a predicted model, not a curated record
GAUGCUUUCGAGUUUGAAGCAUUUUGUUUAGGUCUAAGAUGAAACUGACUGCGGGACUGAAAGAAAAAAGUUGUUGAUAAGUCACAUUCACGUCUAAAAGCACAAAUAUUGUCCUCAAAUGAAUAAAAGACAACAUAAGUGAAGUUUACAGACUGAAGAGGUUUACGCAUCAUGCACGUGAAGGCAACACUAGCCCUAGCAACCACUGCAGGGGUUCAGUGUACCUUAGCAACCAUGGAGGAUGAGCUUCUGUUGAUGGAAGAAAAAGGCAGAGAGGUCCCGCAAGAGCGAAAAGAACUUCUCUACAACCGAGUCGAAGAACUAAAAUAUUCCAAUGCAGCCCUCCUGGCAGAAAUCGACAUGUUUGAAAGGUUCAUCGGCCGCAUGGAUCCUCAGGACCUAGUGUCCCAGGCUGGGGGAGACGGUCCUUGGGCAACAGGAGCCUCCCAGCUGGAGGGUGGGGGUCCUGGAUGGAGGCGAAGGUCCCGGUCCAACAUAUCAGAUCACCCCCAGGAGCUGACCUUGGAACAAAAAGUACAUGUGGCAAAGAGGGAAGUAACAGAGAUACUACAAGACCAGGAGAAACUCAAACAGAGAUAUGAGAGAAUUCAGGACAACUACAAUGCCUCUCUGGAAGAGGCAGAAGUGCGUCUUGCAGAUAUCCAGAAGGCAAAGAGCGAUUUUGAACGCAGACUGCUCAAACCAAUUAAGGACAGGUUGGCAAUGAAGGAGCCUGAGAAGGUGCUACAGUACAUCGAAGACAAAUCUAUGAUCACCCAGUUGGACAAGUUAACUCUGAAGAACAGGGCACUGAAGGUCCACAGAAAGAAGCUCCAGCAGCAGCUUCAACAGAAAAAAGAGGCGGGAAAAAACGAGUACGAGGACAUUUUCCAGGAGUACAGUGAGCAGAGAAUGGACAAAAACCUGGAUGAACUUCAAGUCAACAAUCUGAAAGUGCAACGUGUCCUCAGGUCACAUAAGGAGAAGCUACAGAAUGUGACAUUGGAGUCCACAGAGCUGAGCAAAGACAUUGCCAACAGGAAGCACAUGCUGGCUAAAAUUGAGGAGGAGAUGCAGCAGGCUGAGGAGGAGCGUUUAAAGGCAGAGGCUCUCAACCAACACCUGCGCCGCCAGAUGACAGAUUAUCAGGCUCCUGAUAUCAUUGAGUACAUUCAUGUCAAGGACAAACACAAGAAGCUGCAGCAGAGCAUUCACACUUGGGAGAGGAAGGUUGUUGUUGCUGAGAUGGCAUUGAAGACCCACACUAAAGCUUGGAGCACACAGGGAGCUACUCUUACUCCUGCAAACAGUGCUGCAGCGAGAUCUCAGCAACGCCAAAUACCAGUAAAACUCCCGUACAUAGCCGAACACAGCACAUAGAGGAAUAGAGAAUCCAGUAGGCUUGGGUUCAUUAAAAAAAAUGUCCAUGUCCAUGUCCAUGCUUGAAGCUUUAAUCCUCAUCAUGUCAUUCAUUUAUUUAUAUUUACUCAUACUCACUAUGUGUCCUCAAAAGAUUUUUACCAUCCACCAUUAUGAAGAAUGACAUAUACAGUAAAAACUUGCUUUAUCAAGCCCUUUUCCCUUAAUUGUUAUAAAAUCUGUUACUUAAUAAUGUUGAAUAAUAAAAAGUAGUUUAGUCCUUA